Messenger RNA from Aureococcus anophagefferens, 2883 nucleotides. RefSeq lists its product as hypothetical. The transcript is spliced from 3 exons. The record is from RefSeq and is a predicted model, not a curated record. Bases 1 to 2883 code for a protein of 960 amino acids. Gene Ontology annotation, cellular component: membrane. Gene Ontology annotation, molecular function: hexosyltransferase activity. Lineage: Eukaryota; Pelagophyceae; Pelagomonadales; Pelagomonadaceae.
AUGGGCUGCCUGCAGCGCUCUUUGAGCUGUCUCGUUGCAGCGCUCUGCAGCGUCGCGGCGCUCGAGAGCUGCCCCCAGGCGCUCCCCGCCUCGGCGCGCGUGCGGCUGCUCGUGACGACGACGAGCGGCCCGAAGAACGUCGCGAACCGCGACGCCAUCCGCGGCACCUGGUGCACGACGGCCGCCGCGACCGUCACGCGGUCGCGGGGCGCCGCGGCCGUCGCCGUGCGCUUCUUCGUCGCCCGGGCGACGGACGGCGCCGCCGCGGCGGCGCUCGCGAGCGAGCGCGAGCGGAGGGACGAUGUGGAGUUUUUGGACGACUUCGACGACACGCGGUACACGGUGCUCCUGAAACUGCUGCGCGCCGUCGAGUUCUUCGCGGCCCACGCGAGCGGGCCGACGCACUGGGGGCGCAUCGACGACGACAGCUACGCGUUCGUGGACCGCGUCGCCGCGGGGCUGCUUGCGCCGGAGCGCAUCAAAUUGGCCCCCGACACGAAGGACGACGCGUUCUCGGCCGACGAGUUCGUCUGGAGCUUCUUCAUGGAGCGGAGCGACUUCCACGCGGCGCCCUUCGCCGUGGGCUUCGGGUCCAUCAUGACGGCGGGCCUCGCGCGCCACCUCGCGGCCGCGUCGCUCGAUUUCGGCUUCGGGCGCCGCGGCGACCUCGUCGCCCAUAACCGCGACGACGGCUGCGACAUCGGCGAGGCGAACGACGUCGGCGUCGACACGCGGCGCACGGGCGGCUGCUUCAUGGAGCGCUUCUGGGACGACGACAUCUUCCUGGGCAUGGUCCUCUGGCCGCUGAAGCACGCGCGGCUCCACGCAGGGCAGGAAAAGAGAGCGAAAUUCCCAACUUCAAAGGCUCCUAUCUCGGCCGUUUUCCACUCGCUCCACGACGACAAGUUCCACUGGAUCGCGGGCCGCGACGGCCGCGCGUCGCCGCGGGGCAUCGGCCCCGACUCCAUCAUCGUCAACGGCCUCGUGGCGUCCGCCGGCGAGUUCGAGAAGACCUUCAAGGGCGACUACUUUGGGGUCAACGCGGACGUGUCGUCCAGUGUGUCGUCGUUCCAGCCGUCGGAGUUCGACGUCUACGACAAGAUGGGCCGCUACGUGGGCUGGCGCAUGCACUACAACGACCAGGCCUACGACAUCACGGUCGCGCGGGACUGCGACGAGCGCCACUACUCGAACGCGGCGCUCUGCGCCAUGCUCUGCGACACGGGGUUUCUCGUCGAAGUCGACUGCAAGUCCAUGUUCGACUUCGCGGACGCGUUCAGCAACCAGCACUUCGACGUGUCGUCCUGCGACGACGACCCGCCCUGCCUGCUGGGCUACGGCGACCGCGACUUCGACGGCGCCAUCUUCGACUUUUUGUGGGACGCCGCGGAGCGGUCGCGGCCGCCGCCGGCGGCCGAGGUCGAGCGGCCGCCGGGCGCGGAGCCCUUGAUGUGGCUCGGGACGACGGACCCGCAGACGGGCGAGUACACCAAUAGACCCAUGUGGAAGGCCUGCGAGCUCCUCGAGGACGACGGCGACCGCGCGUGCGACGCGCAGCGCGAGAAGGCCCAGCGGCGGCGGAAGCGGCUCGCGGGGCUCUCGGACCGGUUGCUGGACCGCCAGGCGAAGAAGCGCUCCACGGACUGGCUCACGGAGUGCGGGGCGGCGCUCCACGACCGCGCCGUCGCGCUGGAGCGGGUGCUCCUCGAGCGGGUCGGGGCCGCGCUCGAAGGCGUCGACGAAAUCGCGCUCCUCGACUUCCCGACGCACGGCAACCUCGGCGACACGCUCAUCUUCCAGGGCGAGCUCAAGCUCCUCGAGGCGCUCCACAUCGACGUGCGCGUCGAAUUCGUCUGCGCGGCGACGGAGGCCCAGUCGAUCCAGGCCGUGCCCUUUUGCGACUUCGAGCGAUUGCGGGACCAGUUCCCGCCGAAGCCGCGGCGCGCGGUGCUCUUCCACGGCGGCGGCAACAUGGGCGACCUCUACGCGGGCUACGAGCACUUCCGCUGGGCGGCCCUCGAGGCCCUGCCGGACUACCGCCUCGUGGUGCUGCCGAACACGGUCAUCUACGACGACGCGAACCUCUCGAAGCUCGAGACCUACCGGCGCCACGGCAACCUCACGCUCUUCGCGCGCGACGCCGUCUCCCACGGCCACCUCGAAAAGGCCUGCGGCGGCGCCUGCGCCGCGAGGCUCGCGCCGGACAGCGCCUUCGCGCUCGCGGACACGCUCGCCGCGGCGACGGGUCAAUCGAAGCCUCCGCUGGCGCGGUCCAAGUUCGUCGAGACGACGGACCAGGUGUCCAUCGCCAACCCCACGAAGCGGUCGAGCUUCCAGCAGCACCACCGCGUGCGCGCGUCGAACAACGCCACCGUGGCGUGGAUCGCGCGCGGCGACUCCGAGAAGCGCGGCUCCGGCGCGCGGGACCGGGCCGCGCUGAAGGCGUUCGCGCUCCGGAACGGCGUGAAGCUCGUCUUCGACGACCUCCAGCCCCACGAGGGCCCCAUGGACGUCGAGGUCUUCUGCGCGACCAACGGCCACUGCGUCCUCGAGGCGCACCAGGGCGCGCCGCACCUCCUCGCCGCGGAGCGGAGCCAGCGCGCGUCGAACGCCGUCGGCGCGGGCGACGUCGUCAUCACGGACCGGCUCCACGGCGUCAUCAUCGCGACGCUCCUCGGGCGGCCCGCCGUCGCCCUCGACACGACGAACCGCAAGGUCAGCCGCUUCGCGCGCACGUGGCUCGUCCCGGACGGCGCGGCCGACGCCGCCGCCGCGUGCCUCGUCGUCGCGGACCCGGACGCGCCCGACGCCGACGCGCGGGCCCUCGACGCGGCGCUCGGGCUCGCCCGGGACCGCCUAUCCUUCGACACGAGCAUCUGGUAA